UUUUUUUUUUACAGUUCUCCUUUAUUGUUGUUUUUCCUAACUUGGUACCUCUCCAUUUUUUUUUUUUUACUUAUCACGCUUUUGCCUGAUUCCAACUUGAACAGUUUUUGAUUGUUCUUUCUUGAAACAGUUUCAGUGGACGAAAAAGCAAAAAGCUCCGUUUUUUUUUAUUGUAUAUUCACCUCUAUAUUCACCUUAUAUAUACAUAUAUAUUAUUGUUGUUGUUGUUGUUUUUACUUAUACCCCCACUUUUUCUUUGAUACAUGUGCUAUUGAAAUGACCUCCAUCCAAACUCCUCACGAUGCCUACAUGCAUGCUGCUCAACUACUUGACGAAGGAAGAGUCAAGGACGCGUAUCUUUCCUUUUUAUCAGUGGUUGAAUUAUCUACAAAACAAUUGCAUGGUGUCAAAUUUGUUCAUCAUACUGUAGUAUCAACACCAGAUCUUUAUGAAGUAUCUAUAUCUAUGAUUCGAUCAAGUCUCUCUCAUUUGGAUGAUAUUGUCGUCAAGCGUUCACUUCCAUCAUCACAGCAUUAUGAUUGUCCUCCACCUAUACCAAAAACUUCGAUCGCUCCAUCACCUUUGAAUCAAGAUCAACUUUUCCACUCUAAAGUUUUACCAUGUCCUCCAAAUGAUACAUCUCACAACAACAAACAAAAACCUGCUAUUCCACCAAAACCAAGAACACUACCACCUUUAGCUCCUUCUAUAUCUUCAUCAACGAAAAUCGAUUCACCAAUAGAAAUGACUUCAACUACUCAACUAUCAACAAAGAGUCUUUGGAAUUCGUCUUCAACAAAUGUACGAAAAAAUCGCGGAAGAGGCAAUUCUGUUAGUUUUGCGGAAGAUCUGGAAACUUUUAUCACUACACCAAUGCGAAGGAAUCAAAGUCAUCCUGAUAUACUUCGACCUCAUACUCUUGCUGACUCUCGACCUUUCUUUCAUCUGAAAAAAGAAGACACUCAACGCAAAUCCUUAGAUAUAUCUCAUCAUCAUUCUUCUGACUUUGAAUUGACCCCUAUGGACGUGCUAGCUGAUUCUCUUGUGGACGCUUCUAUUCUUGUACCUGCUCAAACCAACUCGGGUGAUAAUAUCCUGACACCAUGUCCUUCAUCGUCACCAACUAGUGAUUAUAUACCUUUGAUACCAAUGCCACCUCUUUUAUCAACACAUCGAUUACUGCAACAUCAACUAACUGAUUUGGAGGCCUCUUUACAAGAAUGUAAAGCAAAGAAACGAGCCAUGGUGUUACUCACAGAAACUAGGAACAAUAACUUAUCUAUGACACGAUCAAAUACACAACUAGAAAAGGAAAUGGACGAAAAAAUAUUACAACGAAACACAUCUGUGGCAGAAACUCGAGCAACAUUGACAAAAGUACGUACACUUUAUAUGAAAGCAGCAACAGUACCCAAUGUGAUGCAAUUUCCUCCUUAUCUUACAGCAUAUCAACUGACUCUGAUCGAAUCCGCCAUUUUUCGCAAUAUUCCAAAGGACGCCUUUUUGACUCAUUCGCCACGAACACCGCAUGCAAGGAUAGUUGCCUCUACAGAUUUCUUUAACUACACCACUCGCUCCAUUGAACAUUCUAUCCUACUGCCACAAGAAGCAUCACGACGUGCUGAAAUGAUUAACCGCUGGAUUAAGAUCGCUACCAAAUGCCUAUUACUUAACAAUUACCAAACUCUGAAAGCCAUAGUAUCUGCAUUAGGAACACCACCUGUACAACGUCUACGAAGAACUUGGGAUUGUAUACCAAAAAAAAGGAUGAAUCGCUUGGAAUUACUCAACACUCUCAUGUCAGAAUCAGACAAUUAUGGACGUUAUCGAGAACAUAUGGGUUUAUUGGAAUCAUCAUCAUCUUCAUCGACUCUUUUAUCCAAGAAACAACCUUGUCAAAGACACUAUCAUCAUCAAUGGGAUAAACCUAUCGUUCCUUUCUUGGGUGUCUUCAUUCACGACAUGACUUAUUUAUUUGCUGCAACAAAACCAGGGAAUCAGCCAGAGAAUGAUGUUCGUGUACAAGAUAUUAUGAAUUCUUUUACUGGUUUCCAACAAGCACCUGUCUAUCCCAGUAUUCCGCCUAAUUCAUAUAUCAAGGCUUGUCAACCCAAAAAACAUUCUUUCCGACCGUCAGCUUCCCUGAUCACCAAUGCUUUACAACGCACUUCUGCUACUGUCAGACAACGCUCCACUCAUAUGGCCCUCCUCUUUGGUGCUUCAACUUCUUUGACGGACGAUUAUGAUGAUGAUCCUAGACGUGAAUUGGAAGUGGAACAACAACUCAUCACACAAUAUCUAUUAAUGCGACCAUGGGUAAAUGAAAAAAUCGUGGAUGAACUAAGUAUUCUUCGUGAACCUCCCAAGCAACGAUCAGGUUCUUCUCCAGGCAGUCGUGCUCAUAGUGGUAGUGGAACGUCAGGUGUUAGCAGUUAUUCUAGCUCUAUCUUUAGCAACGCAAGCUCCUUGGCCCGGAUGAACUCUACAACAAGCAAACAUGGCAAUAGGCAUAGUAUGGCUGAUGGGGAACGAGAGGAUGAACAUCAAGGUAUCAACUUCAACAAUAGUUUACGACAGCAACAAUCCAUGAUGAUGCCCAUUUCUCCAACUACAACGCUUACAAAAGGUUAUCAUCACCUCCAACAUCCGUUACGUACAGCCCAUUCCUUUACAACCGAAUCGUCCUCCUCUAUCUCUACAAAUAUAUCACAACAUCCUACAUCCAACAACGACAAUACCAAUGACAACAAUGACAACAAUAAAAUCAAUGAAAAUAGCUCCUUCUCUUUGGUUGGUCAUCUUCGAAGUCUAUCUUUACCAACAUCGGAACAUCCAGUGACAUUCAGGAAAAGAAGUUAGAUCAUUCCCAUUUGUUUCCAACUUUAUAUACAUUAUAGUUAUGUUUUAUUUUUUUUUUUUUUUUUUU
Halteromyces radiatus is the source of this 2926-nucleotide messenger RNA. Its product is annotated as ras guanine nucleotide exchange factor domain-containing protein. The transcript is spliced from 5 exons. Gene Ontology annotation, molecular function: guanyl-nucleotide exchange factor activity. Gene Ontology annotation, biological process: Ras protein signal transduction; positive regulation of GTPase activity. Lineage: Eukaryota; Fungi; Mucoromycota; Mucoromycetes; Mucorales; Cunninghamellaceae. The record is from RefSeq and is a predicted model, not a curated record. Bases 277 to 2859 code for a protein of 860 amino acids. Gene Ontology annotation, cellular component: plasma membrane.